UUGGGAUGGUGUUUGCCUUUUGAGCCCCUCUGAAAGGGUAGUGCUUAUAUCUUUAGCCCAAGUGCAAAUAGAUCUUGUGGACGAGAGUGUCUUACCCAAGUGUGUCUCUAAGGCCUGUUGAAGCUCAUGAUCUUGUGUUUCAUCCUAACCCUGAGUCUAACACUAGCAUAUCACAGCUGAAGACCAUUGAUUCUGGUCUUUACCGUUUGAGGGAAAAAAAUCAGACUUUAGAAAUUUGGUAAAUUAGAAAUGGCAGACACACCUGGAACUGUGACAGCUACAGAUGAACCCAAUGCCUUGAAUGUCCUCUCUCUGCUGGAACGUGUGGCUGGGAUCAUUGACAAUGUGCAGACAUGCCAGCAACGCAUGGAAGAGAGGCAGCUGGAGCUGGAGAAUAAUGUGAGGAGUAUCCAGGCAGAUGUAAUAAAGCUAACUAAGGAGCACACUACUGCAAGUGAAACUGUGGAAAAGCUAUUAGAGAAAACACGAAAGGUCAGCUGCCACAUCAAGGAUGUUCGUGUUCGUAUAGAAAAGCAAAAUGUACGUGUUAAGAAGGUAGAAGAGACCCAGGCUGAGCUGCUAAACAAGAACAAGUUUCGUGUAGUAAUCUACCAGGGUGAUCAUGAAGUUCCUGCUGUAGCAGCCCCAAAGGGAUGUGCAGAAGGAGCAAUAGGGGGUGGGGUGCCCCUGGACCCAGCUGCACCUGAUAUUACAAUUCCUGACUCAGAUGAGGAAUACAUGGUCGUUGAAGAAGCUGACUCCACAGCAGCCAAGCUUAAAAAGUCUGGCCUGAAACGCAUUGAAAGUCUGAAGAAUACCUUUUCUCGUGAAAAUGUUACCAAGACCAAGGAGAAUUUAGGCACCAAGGUAAAUAAGCUAAGUGAGCGGAUUGUGUCAGCUGAGCGCCGUGAGAAGAUUCGCCUGUCAGGUGAACGUCUGAAACAGUCUGGGGAGCGCCUCAAGGAGACCAUUGCCAAGAAUGUUCCAGCAAAGCUCAAUCCAAGGAAGGAGAGAACUGUGGCUGAGGGUCAGGAAGGGGCAGAGGGGACCACAGAGGCUGUAGCGCCCAUUCCUCCCCCCAAAGGCCGUAAACUUAGUCCAGAUUUGGCUAAUACAGAGCCCUUACCUAAGCAGGUAGAAGCAGAAAAGGGCAAAGCAGAGGAGACAGAAGUGCCCAUGUUUGACAUGAAGCAGCUUUCAUAAGAAGCAAUUCAUGUGAUUUAAGACUAUUUUCAGAUUGGCUAACUUUUGAAACACUAAGUUAUAGGCAAGAAAGCUAAUAAAAAAGUUUGGAGCAUAAUGUGGCAAGAAAUUGGUCAGUCAGAAAUAUUGUUGGAUUAUUUUUAAAAAGUCUUUAACACAAAGAAGCAGGUUUUGCGCUUUGAAUGGACUCAGAAAUGUAAAUUAUUAAUAUUUUAUUAAUAAGAUGGUAUAAGUCAGAGGAAAUGAAUAAAUUGUGGAAAUUUUUAAGAAUGUAGGGUUGUUUUUAAGCUGUAUUCCACUGUUAUACAAAUACAUUUGCAUGCAAAAUUCAUGUACUUGUUUUUGGCAAUAUUAUGUUCAUGCAGUUAUCUUUUACUUUUUUUCAUCUGAUACAGCCCCUUUGAAUAACCAAACCUUAUUCAGAUGGUUUAAAGAAUCUA
Trichomycterus rosablanca is the source of this 1643-nucleotide messenger RNA. RefSeq names its product caveolae associated protein 4b (gene cavin4b). The transcript has 2 exons. Gene Ontology annotation, biological process: regulation of gene expression. NCBI's taxonomy places the organism in Eukaryota, Metazoa, Chordata, Actinopteri, Siluriformes, Trichomycteridae. The record is from RefSeq and is a predicted model, not a curated record. Bases 250 to 1203 code for a protein of 317 amino acids. Gene Ontology annotation, cellular component: caveola; cytoplasm.